This is a messenger RNA of Budorcas taxicolor (takin), 1035 nucleotides long. RefSeq names its product pro-apoptotic WT1 regulator (gene PAWR). Gene Ontology annotation, cellular component: cytoplasm. The coding region runs from base 1 to 1035 and encodes 344 amino acids. Lineage: Eukaryota; Metazoa; Chordata; Mammalia; Artiodactyla; Bovidae. The record is from RefSeq and is a predicted model, not a curated record. Gene Ontology annotation, biological process: positive regulation of apoptotic process; apoptotic process. The transcript has 6 exons.
AUGGCGACCGGUGGCUACCGGACCGGCGGCGGCGGCGGCAGCACCACAGACUUCCUGGAGGAGUGGAAGGCGAAGCGCGAGAAGAUGCGCGCCAAGCAGAAUCCCCCGGGCCCGGCCGCCCCCGCCGGGGGGACCGGCGACGCGGCCGGCAAGCUCCCGCCGGGGGCCCUGGGCACCUCGGCCGCCGCCGCGGCGGCCAACGAGCUCAACAACAACCUCCCGGGCGGCGGCCCCGCCGGCGGCGCACCUGCCGCCCCCGGCCCCGGGGGCGUGAACUGCGCCGUGGGCCCCGCGCCGCUGAGCCGCGCCGCCCCCGGCCCGCGGCGGCCGGAGGACGAGUCCCCCCCCGCCGCCGCCGCCACUUCGGGGGCAGCGCCCGCCCGGGGCGGCGAGGAGGAGCGAGACUGCGCCCCGGAGAAGGGCAAGAGCUCGGGCCCCAGCGCCAGGAAAGGCAAAGGACAGAUCGAGAAGAGGAAGCUGCGGGAGAAGCGGCGAUCCACCGGCGUGGUCAACAUCCCCGCCGCAGAGUGCUUAGAUGAAUAUGAAGAUGACGAAGCUGGGCAGAAAGAGCGGAAACGAGAAGAUGCGAUUACACAACAGAACACAAUGCAAAAUGAGGCUGUAAGCUUGUUAGAUCCGGGAAGUUCUUACCUGCUACAAGAGCCAUCUAGAACAGUUUCAGGAAGAUACAAAAGCACAACCACCGCCUCUGAAGAAGAUGUCUCAAGUAGAUUUCCCCGAACAGAUAGAAGUGGAUUCAGCAGGUAUAACAGGGAUACAAAUGCUUCAGGUAAUUUGGUCUCAAGUAGCACAUUGGAAAAGAAAAUUGAAGAUCUUGAAAAGGAGGUGGUAAGGGAAAGGCAAGAAAACGUAAGACUCGUGAGACUAAUGCAAGAGAAAGAAGAAAUGAUUGGAAAACUCAGAGAAGAAAUCGAUUUGUUAAACAGAGACCUAGAUGACAUAGAAGAUGAAAAUGAACAACUAAAGCAGGAGAAUAAAACUCUUUUGAAGGUUGUUGGGCAGCUAACAAGGUAG